AUGGACUCCUUAGGUUUCAUUGUUAUUUUUGUAGCGAUUGUCUCAUUCUUCUUCAUCCACACAUGGCUGUCCAAUAGAAAUAACCCCGUAAUUGAUUGGCCUUUCUUUGGUAUGCUACCAGCACUUUUAUGUCAUCUCUCCAAUAUCCAUGAUUAUGCAACCACUGUUUUGAAGCAUUAUGAAGGUACUUUCAUGUUCAAAGGUCCCUGGCUCACAAACCUUGACUUUCUCAUCACCAUUGACCCUAUGAAUGUGCACCACAUUACUAGCAAGAACUUUGACAACUACAUUAAAGGGCCUAAGUUCUAUGAGAUUUUUGAAAUCAUGGGAGAUGGCAUCUUUAACAUCGAUUCCGACAAAUGGAAGCGCAACAGGGACACACUACACUCGUUGUUCAAAGCAAACUCGUUUGAGAGUUCGUUUGUGAAAACGAUUCAUAAGAAGCUCGAGAGUUGCCUAGUUCCACUUCUCAAUAAUGCAUCGGAACUUGGAACCGUUGUGGACUUGCAAGACAUUUUUCAGAGAUUCACCUUUGACAACAUCUGCUCCAUAGUGCUGGGCUUUGAUCCUAACUCCCUUCCUAACAAGCUCAUCGAUAAGUUCCCGGAAAACGCUUUUGAGACAGCUUUCAACAAGAUGGAAGAUGGAAUGUUCUACAGACACAUUGCCCCAAGAUUUUUGUGGAAGCUUCAAAAGUGGCUCCAAAUUGGACAAGAGAAGAGCUACGGUGAAUGUGGAAAAAUAAUUGACCAAUUCUUGCAUCAAUUUAUAUCAUCCACAUUCCAAGAGCAAAACAAAUUCAACUACACCAAAGAUGAUGAUGAAUCGAACUUUAACAUGCUUAAAGCUCUUGUAAUGGAAAGUGGAAUGGAAACAAUAGAGCCCAAGUUUCUAAGAGACAAUGCACUUAAUCUCUUAGCAGCAGGAAGGGAUGCAAUCAGUGCAAGUCUCAGUUGGUUUUUUUGGCUGGUUUCAACCCACCCUCUUGUUGAAGCCAAGAUCCUUGAAGAAUUUAGAGAAAACCUGAUAACCAAGGAAGAAAAUUGGUUCAUCACUUCAAGGUUAGAAAUUCUUAACAAGCUAGUUUAUCUGCAUGGAGCUUUAUGUGAAGCAUUGAGACUUUUCCCUCCACUUCCUUUUGAACACAAAUCUGCAGUUAAAUCUGAUAUACUUCCUAGUGGGGAUCAUGUUAAUGCAAAUACUAGGAUACUUUACUCUUUGUACUCAAUGGGAAGAAUGGAACAAAUAUGGGGAGAAGAUUGCUUGGAGUUUAAGCCAGAAAGGUGGAUUUCUGACAAGGGAAGCAUCAUACAGGUACCAUCUUACAAGUUCAUAGCUUUCAAUGCAGGCCCAAGAAGUUGUUUGGGUAAAAAUAUAACCUUUAUUCAGAUGAAGAUCGUCGCCAUUGCUUUGCUGUUGAAUUUUCAGUUUGAGGUGGUGGAAGGGCAUAAUGUAUGCCCCUGUCUUUCUGUUAUUCUUCACAUGAAACAUGGCUUGAAGGUCAAGGUUACUAAAAGAGGUAUUAAUUAGAUUUAGGGGCAUCUUCUAUAAUCUAUAUGAUAUGGAUUCCA
Messenger RNA from Arachis duranensis, 1571 nucleotides. Its product is annotated as alkane hydroxylase MAH1-like. NCBI's taxonomy places the organism in Eukaryota, Viridiplantae, Streptophyta, Magnoliopsida, Fabales, Fabaceae. Bases 1 to 1530 code for a protein of 509 amino acids. The record is from RefSeq and is a predicted model, not a curated record. The transcript has a single exon. Gene Ontology annotation, molecular function: iron ion binding; heme binding; oxidoreductase activity, acting on paired donors, with incorporation or reduction of molecular oxygen.